GUCAGUGGGGAAGGAGGGAGCCGGCGAGCGAAGCCGCGGACGACGGCGCGAAGAUGGCGGCUUUCUCCGAGAUGGGUGUUAUGCCUGAGAUUGCUCAAGCUGUGGAAGAGAUGGAUUGGCUUCUUCCAACUGAUAUCCAGGCUGAAUCUAUCCCACUGAUCCUAGGAGGAGGUGAUGUACUGAUGGCUUUUAGUAUUCCAGUUAUCCAGAUAGUUUAUGAGACUCUGAAGGAUCAACAAGAAGGCAAAAAAGGAAAAACAACAAUUAAAACUGGUGGUUCAGUGCUUAACAAAUGGCAAAUGAACCCAUAUGAUAGAGGAUCUGCUUUUGCAAUUGGGUCAGAUGGUCUUUGUUGUCAAAGCAGAGAAGUAAAGGAAUGGCAUGGGUGUAGAGCUACUAAAGGAUUAAUGAAAGGGAAGCACUACUAUGAAGUAUCAUGUCAUGACCAAGGACUCUGCAGAGUUGGAUGGUCUUCUAUGCAGGCCUCAUUAGACCUAGGUACUGACAAGUUUGGAUUUGGCUUUGGUGGAACAGGAAAGAAAUCCCAUAACAAACAGUUUGAUAAUUAUGGAGAGGAAUUCACUAUGCAUGAUACCAUUGGAUGUUACCUAGAUAUAGACAAAGGGCAUGUCAAGUUCUCAAAAAAUGGAAAAGACCUUGGUCUGGCAUUUGAAAUACCACCACAUAUGAAAAACCAAGCCCUCUUUCCUGCCUGUGUUUUGAAGAAUGCUGAAUUAAAAUUUAACUUCGGUGAAGAAGAAUUUAAGUUUCCACCAAAAGAUGGUUUUGUUGCUCUUUCCAAGGCACCGGAUAGUUACGUUGUCAAAUCACAGCACACAGGUAAUGCACAGGUGUCACAAACUAAGUUUCUUCCAAAUGCUCCAAAAGCUCUCAUCGUUGAACCCUCUCGGGAGUUAGCUGAACAAACUUUGAAUAACAUCAAGCAGUUCAAGAAAUAUAUUGAUAAUCCUAAAUUAAGGGAGCUUCUGAUAAUUGGAGGUGUUGCAGCACGGGAUCAGCUCUCUGUUUUGGAUAAUGGGGUGGAUAUAGUCGUGGGCACUCCAGGAAGACUGGAUGAUUUGGUGUCAACUGGAAAGCUGAAUUUAUCUCAAGUUAGAUUCCUGGUCCUGGAUGAAGCUGAUGGGCUUCUUUCUCAAGGUUAUUCUGAUUUUAUAAAUAGGAUGCACAAUCAGAUUCCUCAGAUUACCUCUGAUGGAAAAAGACUUCAGGUGAUUGUUUGCUCUGCUACUUUGCAUUCUUUUGAUGUAAAGAAACUGUCUGAGAAGAUAAUGCAUUUUCCCACAUGGGUUGAUUUAAAAGGAGAAGAUUCUGUUCCAGAUACUGUACACCAUGUUGUUGUCCCAGUGAAUCCCAAAACUGACAGACUCUGGGAGAGGCUUGGAAAAAACCACAUUAGAACUGAUGACGUACAUGCAAAAGAUAACACAAGACCUGGAGCAAACAGUCCAGAAAUGUGGUCUGAAGCUAUUAAAAUCCUGAAGGGGGAGUAUGCUGUCCGGGCAAUCAAGGAACACAAGAUGGAUCAAGCAAUUAUCUUCUGUAGAACCAAAAUUGACUGUGAUAACUUGGAGCAGUAUUUUAUGCAACAAGGAGGAGGACCUGAUAAAAAAGGACACCAGUUCUCAUGUGUUUGUCUUCAUGGUGACAGAAAGCCUCAUGAGAGAAAGCAAAACUUGGAAAGAUUUAAGGUUUGGUACCAUGUAUGUAGCAACCGUGGAAAAGGGUGUUAUAACACAAGACUCAAGGAGGAUGGAGGCUGUACUAUAUGGUACAAUGAAAUGCAGUUGCUGUCUGAGAUAGAAGAACACCUGAACUGUACCAUUUCUCAGGUUGAGCCAGAUAUAAAGGUACCAGUGGAUGAAUUUGAUGGGAAAGUUACCUAUGGUCAAAAAAGGGCUGCUGGUGGCGGAAACUAUAAAGGCCAUGUGGAUAUUUUGGCACCUACCGUUCAAGAGUUGGCUGCCCUUGAAAAGGAGGCGCAGACAUCUUUCCUGCAUCUUGGCUACCUUCCUAACCAGCUGUUCAGAACCUUCUGAUUUUCACAUAUACUGAAUAAGAUUUGAGUAAUAAAAGUCUGUAGUCUUAAAGCUCUAAAACAGUUGUACUGCUUCCAAGCAGCAGUAUUUAUAGUAACUUAAGCUAUUAAUGCUAAUUCUUGCAUGUCAGGAAACAUUAGUCUUAGGAAUUCUUUAUAAAAUGGCAGCCUGAUGACAAUAAAUUUGAUGACUAUAUUUUCAUGAAGGUUUAUGUCUUAAAGUUAUACUGAUUAUAUGUAUUUCUUUUUAAAGAACGCUAUGGGCUUAUGAAAUAAAGUUUAUGGAUAUGUGAA
Messenger RNA from Galeopterus variegatus (Sunda flying lemur), 2350 nucleotides. RefSeq names its product DEAD (Asp-Glu-Ala-Asp) box helicase 1 (gene DDX1). The transcript has 22 exons. The record is from RefSeq and is a predicted model, not a curated record. Gene Ontology annotation, molecular function: ATP binding; nucleic acid binding; RNA helicase activity. The coding region runs from base 54 to 2057 and encodes 667 amino acids. Lineage: Eukaryota; Metazoa; Chordata; Mammalia; Dermoptera; Cynocephalidae.